ACAUCCAGGGAAUGUAAUGGCGGCCGGCGAGUCGGCGCUCCUCUGACACUCAGCCCAAACACAUCAACGCUUCCAGCCGCCUGUGGCUCUGGAGGCGGGCUACUUAAAACACGGCCGCCUCUGUGUAAAGUACUCAACUUCAGAUUUUAUUUUUUUUGUAUAGAAAGGGAACCAGAACAAGAGCGGAGUAUUGUUUUUCCUCAUAAAAAUGGAUGAACACCCCGGAGGAGGAGUAGGAGGAGGUGGUAGUGGCGUUGGUGGAAGUGGAAUGGCCGCUUCAAGGCAACAGCAAGGGAACAAUAAUAACAUUAGCCUGCAGGCCGGCGGAGGUACUGGACUUGGGCCGCCGCCACCGCCGCAGCAGCAACCGCCGCCGCCACAAGUGGAGGAGAUGCCCCGGCCUCAGCAGUACACCAUCCCGGGGAUUCUGCACUACAUCCAGCACGAAUGGGCCCGUUUCGAGAUGGAGAGGGCGCACUGGGAAGUGGAACGAGCUGAACUCCAGGCUCGAAUAGCUUUCCUUCAAGGAGAAAGAAAGGGUCAAGAAAAUUUAAAGAAUGAUCUAGUACGAAGAAUAAAAAUGUUAGAAUAUGCAUUAAAACAAGAAAGGGCAAAAUAUCAUAAAUUAAAAUAUGGCACUGAAUUAAAUCAAGGGGACUUGAAGAUGCCAAGUUAUGAUUCAGAAGAAACCAAAGAGACAGAAGUCCCCGCAGUACCUCAGAACAGCCAGCUCACUUGGAAACAAGGACGGCAAUUGCUUAGACAAUAUCUUCAGGAAGUAGGUUACACAGAUACAAUAUUAGAUGUUCGGUCUCAAAGAGUCAGAUCUUUAUUAGGAUUGUCGGGCUCUGAGCAGAAUGGUUCAGUAGAAACAAAAAAUCUGGAACAAAUUCUUAAUGGUGGUGAAUCUCCAGCUAAACAAAAGGGACAUGAUUUAAAAAGGACUCCGGGAGAUGUGUUAGAAACGUUUAACUUUUUGGAAAAUGCUGAUGAUAGUGAUGAAGACGAAGAUGAGGAGGAAGGCGAUCUUGAUGAUAUUUCAGAUGGAAAAGGAAAGCACAGAAUAAACAAGAAACAUAAAAUCAAGAUAGGUAAUGAGGGACUUGCUGCAGAUCUUCCUGAUGACCCUGAUACAGAAGAAGCACUCAAGGAGUUUGAUUUUCUAGUAACGGCUGAGGAUGGGGAAGGAGCUGGAGAAGCCAGAAGCUCAGGGGAUGGAACGGAAUGGGACAGAGAUGACCUUUCCCCAACUGCGGAGGUUUGGGAAGUAAACGAGGGGCUAAUAAGUAAACUGAAGGAACAGUACAAGAAGGAGCGGAAAGGCAAGAAGGGGGUCAAGAGGGUCAACAAGACAAAACUGCAAGACAUGAUAGCAGAUCUGAGGGAUGACGAAGUGCCCCACAUAUCUACUGGAAUCUUUAAUCAGUCUGUAUCAGCUGCAACUAGAGUGACUGAUCAUGAAGGUCCAAGAGCAGAGGAAGCAGAGCCUCUGACGUUCCCAUCUGGUGGAGGCAAGUCGUUCAUUAUGGGAUCCGAUGAUGUUCUGGAGAGUGUCCUUGGCCUUGGAGACCUGGCAGAUCUAACAGUAACGAAUGAUGCUGACUACAGCUAUGAUUUGCCAGCUAAUAAGGAUGCAUUUAGAAAAACCUGGAAUCCUAAGUACACACUACGUAGUCACUUUGAUGGAGUUAGGGCCUUAGCGUUUCACCCAGUGGAGCCUGUGCUGGUUACGGCAUCGGAGGACCACACUUUAAAACUAUGGAAUUUACAAAAAACUGUUCCUGCCAAAAAGAGUGCCUCUUUAGAUGUGGAGCCAAUAUACACGUUCCGAGCCCACAUUGGACCCGUAUUGUCAUUAGCCAUUAGCUCUAAUGGAGAGCAGUGUUUUAGUGGCAGUAUUGAUUCAACUAUACAAUGGUGGAACGUACCAAGUUCUAAUGUGGAUCCUUACGAUACGUAUGAUCCUAAUGUUUUAGCUGGCACUUUUCUUGGUCACACGGAUGCAGUGUGGGGCCUUGCAUUUAGUGGAAUUAAAAACAGGCUUCUGUCAUGUUCAGCUGAUGGAACCAUUCGGUUAUGGAAUCCUUCAGAGACGUCACCUUGCAAAAGUGUUUAUAAUGCAGACAAAGAACAUGGCAUUCCAACAUCUGUUGAUUUUAGUGGAUGUGACCCUGCUCAAAUGGUGGCAUCUUUUAAUAACGGCAAAUCAGUUGUGUAUGAUAUAGAAACGUCUCAGCCAAUUGUAGUUUUGGCAUCACAGGUAGAUCCAGCUUUUCCUUUAGCCAGUCAUAUAAGCAGAAUAGUCAGCCAUCCCACCCUGCCUGUUACAAUAACAGCUCAUGAAGACAAACACAUCAAGUUUUUUGACAUCAAAACGGGUAAACUGAUUCACGCUAUGGUGGCACAUCUAGAUGCUGUAACAAGUCUUGCAGUUGAUCCUAAUGGCAUAUAUCUGAUGUCUGGAAGCCACGACUGCUCUAUUCGACUUUGGAAUAUGGACAGUAAGACAUGUGUACAGGAAAUCACAGCCCAUCGGAAGAAGUCUGAUGAAUCCAUUUAUGAUGUAGCUUUCCAUCCAUCAAAGGCUUUUAUAGCCAGUGCAGGAGCAGAUGCCCUUGCUAAAGUGUUUGUGUGAUGUUACGGUCUUUAAAAGCAGGUGGACUUGAACACUCGAGGAAUUGCUUUACUGCUUUCAGUAGUUAGACACUACAUUGACCCUGCCUUUCCACUUUAUUCUUAAAAGCCGGUUAUGGUGGGUACCACAUGGUGAAUUUUUCACCAAAAUCCUCAAAUGAACUCCAAACUAAUUAAACUGUAAUUA
Polypterus senegalus (gray bichir) is the source of this 2821-nucleotide messenger RNA. RefSeq names its product striatin, calmodulin binding protein 3 (gene strn3). Gene Ontology annotation, molecular function: calmodulin binding; protein-containing complex binding; protein phosphatase 2A binding. The record is from RefSeq and is a predicted model, not a curated record. NCBI's taxonomy places the organism in Eukaryota, Metazoa, Chordata, Cladistia, Polypteriformes, Polypteridae. Gene Ontology annotation, cellular component: dendrite.